AUGCCAAGAUCACCCUGUGACACUGCCGACUUGAGACAAGAGCUCCACAACAGCAAGGUUGGUCCUCUCCAAGCCCAAGCGAUUGAACGAUUAAAUCAAGGCCCCUGGAGAUCAAGACCCCCCUGGAGAUCAAGACCCCUGGAGAUCAAGACCCCCCUGGACAUCAAGACUCCCCUGGAGAUCAAGACCCCCUGGAGAUCAAGACCCCCCUGGAGAUCAAGACCCCCCCUGGAGAUCAAGACUCCCCUGGAGAUCAAGACUCCCCUGGAGAUCAAGACCCCCCUGGAGAUCAAGACCCCCCUGGAGAUCAAGACUCCCCUGGAGAUCAAGACCCCCCUGGAGAUCAAGACUCCCCUGGAGAUCAAGACCCCCCUGGAGAUCAAGACCCCCCUGGAGAUCAAGACCCCUGAAGACCAAGACCCCCCUGGACAUCAAGACUCCCCUGGAGAUCAAGACCCCCUGGAUAUCAAGACCCCCUGGAGAUCAAGACCCCCCUGGAGAUUAAGACCCCCCAUGGAGAUCAAGAACCCCCUGGAGAUCAAGACCCCCCUGGAGAUCAAGAACCCCCUGGAGAUCAAGACCCCCUGGAGAUCAAGACCCCCUAGAGAUCAAGACCCCCCUGGAGAUCAAGACCCCCCUGGAUAUCAAGACCCCCUGGAGAUCAAGACCCCCCCUGGAGAUCAAGACUCCCCUGGAGAUCAAGACCCCCCUGAGAUCAAGACCCCUGAAGACCAAGACCCCCCCUGGACAUCAGACUCCCCUGGAGAUCAAGACCCCCUGGAUAUCAAGACCCCCUGGAGAUCAAGACCCCUGGAGAUCAAGACCCCCCCCCCUGGAGAUCAAGAACCCCCUGGAGAUCAAGACCCCCCUGGAGAUCAAGAACCCCCUAGAGAUCAAGACCCCCCUGGAGAUCAAGACCCCCUGGAGAUCAAGACCAACCCAGGAGAUCAAGAACACCCUGGAGAUCAAGACCCCCUGGAGAUCAAAACCCCCCUGGAGAUCAGACCCCCUGAUGAUCAAGACCCCCCUGGAGAUCAAGAUCCCCUGGAGAUCAAGACCCCCCUGGAGACCAAGACUUCCCUGGAGACCAAGACUUCCCGGGAGAUCAAGACUUCCCUGGAGAUCAAGACCCCCCUGGAGAUCAAGACUCCCCUGGAGAUCAAACCCCCCUGGAAAUCAAGACUUCCCUGGAGAUCAAGACCCCCCUGGAGAUCAAGACUCUCCUGGAGAUCAAGACCCCCCUGGAGAUCAAGACUUCCCUGGAGAUCAAGACCCCCCUGGAGAUCAAGACCCCCUGGAGAUCAAGACCCACCCUGGAGAUCAAGACUCCCCUGGAGAUCAAGACUUCCCUGGAGAUCAAGACCCCCCUGGAGAUCAAGACUCCCCUGGAGAUCAAGACCCCCUGGAGAUCAAUACCCCCCUGGCGAUCAAGACCCCCCCCUGGAGAUCAAGACCCCCCUAUCAAUACCCCCUGGAGGCCAAGACAACCUGGAGAUCAAGACCUCCUGGAGAACAAGACCCCCCGCUGGAGAUCAAGACCCCCCUCUGGAGAUCAAGACCUCCUGGAAGUCAAGACCUCCUGGAGAUCAAGACCUCCUGGAGGUCAAGACCCCCCUGGAGAACAAGACCUCCUGGAGGUCAAGACCCCCCUGGAGAACAAGACCUCCUGGAAGUCAAGACCCCCCUGGAGAACAAGACCUCCUGGAGGUCAAGACCCCCCUGGAAGACCUCCUGGAGGUCAAGACCCCCCUGGAGGUCAAGACCCCCUGGAGAUCAAAACCCCCCUGGAGAUCAAGACCCCCUGAUGAUCAAGACCCCCUGGAGAUCAAGACCCCCCUGGAGAUCAAGACUUCCCUGGAGACCAAGACUUCCCGGGAGAUCAAGACUUCCCUGGAGAUCAAGACCCCAAUGGAGAUCAAGACCCCCCUGGAGAUCAAGACCCCCCUGGAGAUCAAGACUCCCCUGGAGAUCAAGACCCCCCUGGAGAUCAAGACUCCCCUGGAGAUCAAGACGCCCUGGAGAUCAAGACUCUCCUGGAGAUCAAGACCCCCCUGGAGAUCAAGACCCCCUGGAGAUCAAGACUCCCCUGGAGAUCAAGACUCCCCUGGAGAUCAAGACUUCCCUGGAGAUCACGACCCCCCUGGAGAUCAAGACCCCCCUGGAGAUUAA
Procambarus clarkii (red swamp crayfish) is the source of this 2169-nucleotide messenger RNA. NCBI's taxonomy places the organism in Eukaryota, Metazoa, Arthropoda, Malacostraca, Decapoda, Cambaridae. The record is from RefSeq and is a predicted model, not a curated record.